UCAAAUUGCAGCGCAACGCAACGCUAUCAAAAAAACAAAAAAUCGAAAAAGUAAUCGCAAACGUGAUAAUAGCGAAAUAAAACGCGCAGUUAAUUUGUAGUGCGCUGUUUUCGGGCCGCGCGGAAUUAAGGACUUACGCAGGAUUAUUCACUGUUCGGUAGAUACGCGGUUGGAUGCCUAUAAAAAUGUUGAAGCUGUCGCUCAUACUCUCCAUACUCGUCACCUUGGCCAGCGCACGUCCAGGCUAUCUGCAUGGUCACUAUCCACACAUUGAUUACCCACUGCUGCAUCAUCAUCAUCAUCACGAACCAUUGCAUUUGACUAAAUUGGUGCAUAUACCAGCUGCCAUUUCACAUCAAAGUUCAACGGUGAUCCACAGUGCGCCCAUCAUCAAGCCAGUUGUAGUGCCAGUGCUGAAGACAAUUGUGCAUCCCAUUGUGAAGACAUAUCAUGCAGCGCCUAUAAUCAAAGCCUAUCAUCCCAUAGCUUUUGAUCCUUACCAUCAUCAUUACGAUCAUCAUGACUUUCAUCAUUACCAUUGAGGGGGAUGAAAACACUUAACCACAAAAAAAAACAAAAAAAUUAUAACAAAAGCGACUUCCAUGAGGUCCCAAGAAUUCGAGCUCAAUUAGGAUGUGUGGAGAGGCUAAUAUAAAUGACUAAUUUUUACGAGAGCUAAUCUUUCUUUAAUUUUGCUAUAUUUUCUGUUGAACGUUGCGUGGAAACUUGUCACAUUAUUUCUAAUAAAUUUUCAACAUUUCUUAAAUGUUUUAUGGCAUUUGAAGGACAAAAAAAUAUGUUUGUACAUAUUGCACAAAAUCGCUAAAAGCGAAGAAGAUGUUGUUCGUUAUAAAUAAAUAGCUUAAUUGUUUAUU
Messenger RNA from Rhagoletis zephyria (snowberry fruit fly), 875 nucleotides. RefSeq names its product histidine-rich glycoprotein. The record is from RefSeq and is a predicted model, not a curated record. NCBI's taxonomy places the organism in Eukaryota, Metazoa, Arthropoda, Insecta, Diptera, Tephritidae.